This is a messenger RNA of Penicillium samsonianum, 480 nucleotides long. Its product is annotated as lipocalin-like domain-containing protein. NCBI's taxonomy places the organism in Eukaryota, Fungi, Ascomycota, Eurotiomycetes, Eurotiales, Aspergillaceae. The coding region runs from base 1 to 480 and encodes 159 amino acids. The record is from RefSeq and is a predicted model, not a curated record. The transcript is spliced from 2 exons.
AUGUCGUCUGUUGCAGAAACUCGCCAGAGCUUGGUUGGGACCUGGUCUCUAGUUGAAUAUAAGGCAGUACGAGCAGAUAAUGGCUUUAUUAGCCACCCUAUGGGCCCCAAAGCCCAGGGCUUCCUCAUUUACAGCCCUGAAGGAUUUGUAUCCGCCCAUUUGAUGGAGCCGGGAGCUCCAGAAUUUUCAGAUGCCGAUGUUGGAGGAGGUACGAAGGACGAGCUCUAUCGAGCCAUGAAGCAUUACCUUGCGUAUUGCGGUCGCUUUGAGUUAGAAGAAUUGGAUGGUGAAGUUCUCGUGACGCAUCACAUGGAUGUUUGCUCGUUUCCCAACUGGCUUGGUAGUUCACAGGAGCGUGUGAUCAAGCUCAGGGGUAAUAUGCUGGAGAUCAAUACCGCCGAGCCUGUUCUACAUGGUGGGCAUUUUCAAAAUGGGUCUCUAUUGUGGCAAAAGUCUAAGCCUACAUUUGAUGUUUGCUAG